This is a messenger RNA of Aspergillus melleus, 1458 nucleotides long. RefSeq names its product translation initiation factor 4B (gene TIF3). Gene Ontology annotation, molecular function: RNA binding. Bases 1 to 1458 code for a protein of 485 amino acids. Lineage: Eukaryota; Fungi; Ascomycota; Eurotiomycetes; Eurotiales; Aspergillaceae. The transcript has 5 exons. The record is from RefSeq and is a predicted model, not a curated record.
AUGUCUAUCAGCACCUUCUUGGCUGAUGAGAACUUGGGCUCGUGGGCCGAUGAGAUGGAUGACAUGCCUAUGCCUGUUCCUCCCUCGCAAUCUAGCUUCGGUGGUGAGCGCCGUGGUCCUCCUGCUUCUGGCUUUGGAGGUAGUGGUUUUGGAGGUAGCUUCAACGACCGCGGUUUCGCCGUGAGGGAACCCCUUCCUCUUCCUACGGAGCCUCCCUAUACCGUUCACGUCGGAAACCUGUCUUUCGACGCAACCUCGGCGGACAUCUCUGAUCUCUUUGUCGACUGCGGCGUGACGAAUGUCCGCAUCGUGGAGGACAAGUUGACCCACAGUCCCAAGGGCUUCGGAUACGUUGAGUUUGAAACCGUCGAUGGUCUGAAGAAGGCUCUCGACUUUUCUGGCACCACCCUCCAAGGACGAGCGAUCAGAAUUAGCAUUGCCGAGCCUCCCAAGGAGCGGGAUGUCAAGGAGUUCGACUGGACUCGCAGAGGACCCCUUCCUGAUGCCCCUCAGCGUCGUGUGCCCGACCGUUCCGCCUUCGGCCGCGGCCUCGACAACGUUUCUGAUGCCGGCAGCGAGCGUGGAGGUGAUAGACGUCGCAACUUCGAGUCGGACGGCAAGUUCCGUGACUUCGGCAACUGGGAGCGCAAGGGUCCUCUUUCUCCGACAAGUGGACCGGUCAGAGAGGGUCGCCCGGCAGCUGCCGAGGGAUCCAGCUUCAGAAGAAGCUCGCCUGCUUGGGGCGAAGGACGUUCCCAGGAUGGCUCUCGGCCUCCGCGACGCGAAUUCCAGGAACGCGCCCCGACUGCGGCCGAGCUGGACAACUCCUGGAGAUCCAAGAUGCGACCCGACCAGGCCCCUCCUGCCAAGGAGCCUAGCAACCCGACUUCUCCUGCCGCCGCUCCCACCUCCCCCGUUCCCGCCGCUGCCGCCCCCGCCACCCGUCCCCGGUUGAACCUGCAAAAACGCACCGUCACCGACGCCGUCUCCACCCCUGCCCCCGCCACUGAAUCCAAGGCCAGCCCGUUCGGUGGUGCGCGACCAACCGACACUGCCGCCCGCGAGAGGCAAGUUGAGGAGCGUCGCCAAUUAGCCCUGCGCCAGAAGAAGGAGGCCGACGAGAAGGCGAAGACCGAGAAGGCCGAGAAGCAGCGACAGGCUAAGGAGCAAGCGAAGACCGAAGCCGAUCCCAACGGUAAGGGCACGGCCGAGACGCCUCAGGGUGGUACCAACUUCGAGAUCCUCCGGCGGGCCGGCGAGGAUGAGGGCGGCAUGGCCGCCGAUCAGGACAAGAAGGAAGAGGCCGCUGCUUCGGACGCAGCAUCGAAAGAGGCCGCGGGCAAGACGAAUGGUAGCUGGAGGAGCCCUGCCCAGCCCGCCGAGGCUGCGGAUGACGAGGGCUGGAACACGGUGGGACCCUCGAGGCAGCGCAACAACCGUCGUGGACCCCGAUCUUAA